ACCGCCGGUAAAAAAGAAGAAGAAGAAGAAAAAACAGUCAGACAUGAGUAGUCGCAUCAUCGAGCGCAGAGCGAUUCGAUCGGGAUUCCUGCAGCAUGGCGGGGGACAAGGAUCCAGUAACCCGGCUGAAGGACCUGGCACAGCUCAAGGAUCAGCUGGAGGAAAUCCAGAAGAAGGUGGAGAGUGAAGUUCAGGCAGGAAUCCCGCAGGGUGGGUCAUUAUUAGCAUCGCCAUUUCUGAAAGGAUUCCUUGCAGGGUAUGUGGUUUCCAGAAUGCGUUCUUCUGCCAUCUUGGGAGUCGCUUUAGGAACCCUGACAGGAAUCUAUGCUGCCCAGAGCUAUCAGGUGCCCAACAUUGAGGAGAGCAUACGAGACUUUCUGAGCUCUCUGAAGAAAGGACCCGGGAAUUAG
Molecule: messenger RNA, 410 nt
Organism: Misgurnus anguillicaudatus (oriental weatherfish)
Lineage: Eukaryota; Metazoa; Chordata; Actinopteri; Cypriniformes; Cobitidae
Product: SLC35A4 upstream open reading frame protein
Source: RefSeq, a predicted model, not a curated record